Parasteatoda tepidariorum (common house spider) is the source of this 1701-nucleotide messenger RNA. RefSeq names its product SEC14-like protein 2. Lineage: Eukaryota; Metazoa; Arthropoda; Arachnida; Araneae; Theridiidae. The record is from RefSeq and is a predicted model, not a curated record. Gene Ontology annotation, cellular component: cytoplasm.
GAUCUAACCUUCGAUCUUUUAAAAUUACUAGUUUCUUUUUACUUAUGGUGUAGCAUCUUUUUGUGAAAGGGCAUUCCAUUUUAUAAAUAAAUAAAUAAUUAUUUAUGAAAGGAAACAAUAAAUUAUUCAUUCAACAAAAUAUUCUUUGUUAAUUUUAUGCCAGAAAACACAUGAUAAUACUAUUGAAAGAUAACGAACGCGAACGAUCAACUGUAAAAACUUGUUUAUAAACUGAUGUCGCAAUCACAGUAGUUACGAGAUUCGCAUGCGUUGCUCGUCACUUCAGAUACUUUAAAAGGUAUAUAUAUUUUAAAUUCGAAUGACCUGGCUAGACGAAAUUCCGUUGGAAGAGAAAGAAGCAAUCGAGGAAUUAAGGAAACGAACUGUAAUGGAUUGUACGUCGAAAAUGCUGGAAGAUCCUAGCUUGUUUUAUCGAUUUUUAAAAGCACGAAAUUUCAACUUAAAGAAUGCAGAAGCAAUGCUUCGGAAACACAUUUUAUGGAGAAAAGAAUUUGGAAUAGACACUAUUCUAACAGAUUUCAAAGCACCAGAGGUCUUGCAAAAAUACUAUUCAUAUGGCUUCAUUGGAUAUGACAAAGAAGGAACUCCAGUCAACUAUGUAGGUUGCUUCAAAAUGGAUGCCAAAGGUCUCAUGAAAUCAAUAAGAAUAAUUGAUUUCCAUAAAGAAUGUAUAUUUGAGACAGAAAAAGACGUAGAAAGGAUGUUUGAACGAAGUAAGAAGACAGGAGAAAUAAUUUCUCAGAAGAAUAUUAUAUGUGACAUGGCUGAAAUUACCUUUUCAAAAGCCACCAACAAGAAAGCUCUGGAAACAGAAAUGGAAUGGUUUGGCAUUUUACAAGACAAUUAUCCAGAACAUAUAAAAAGAGUAUAUGUAAUCAACGCUCCCUCUUAUUUUUCAACUAUGUUCGCUAUUGUAAAGCUAGCUAUUACAUCUGGCCUCUUGAAAAAAAUUCAGAUUGUUGAAACAGAGAAAGUGAAGGAGACGUUACUGGAGACAAUAGAUGCCGAUAUCUUGCCUGCAUUUCUUGGCGGAAAUAGAACCGAUCCCGAUGGAAAUCCUCUCUGUAAGACAUUUAUAAGGCAUGGAGGGAACGUACCGAAAGAGUAUUACUUCUCCAAGAAAUCAAUUCAACAAGAAGAAGAUGUUGAAUAUCUUUAUGUAUCAAGGCGUUUGCAAGUUGAUGUUUUAGUUGAUGUUGAAGAUCCUGGCUCUGCAUUGAUGUGGGAAUUCGAAACAACAGACAAGGAUAUUAGUUUUGGAAUUUAUUUCAAAACGCUUGAAGGUGAAUUAGUUGAACUGGUUCAGAAAAAAAGGAUUGAAACUACCUGGGAACCGGAAACGGGAAUACAUGUCUGCGAAAAAUCUGGAUCAUAUGUUCUCGCUUUUGACAAUUCUUACAGCUGGUUUCUUUCAAAAGAGAUUUAUUACAGGACGAAAAUCAUCCCACCUACCACAGAAUGAGAAAAAAAAGCUUAAACUGCCUGAAGUUAAAAACCCUUCUACAAAUGUCACAAAAAAUGCCAACUGAAUGAACCAAUUUUGUUUACAUUAAUGUGAUACAUUUAAUUUUGAAACUUCUAUCAAAAAUGUAGAGAAUGUAUUAAGCAAUUUAGUUAAUAAAUUUUUUUUCAUAAAUUCUGCCUAUAGCAUCAUGCUUGUAGCUCAGAGUGUUGGCAGUC